AUGUGGUCAGUUCUGUCUAUUUUGGCCUCUGAUAAGUGGACCAGCAUUCCCACCCAGUGGAAGACGUUACUUGUGGCAUUUGAAAAGUCCAUCUCUGCCUUGCGUCGUUGCGAGAGACUGAUUGCCUGUACCGAAAAUCGGGAUAUCGAUGGGUUUCUCAGAGAGGCAGAAAACCCGGGCUAUGAGGGGUGGGACCCUUCGAGCUACCCGACUUGGCUGCUGUUGGAAAUUGAAAAUAACAUUACUAUCCGGAAGCGCCAAGUGGAAGUCGCAGCUCGGAUGAUCAAACCGGACUGUGGGGAAAACGCAGUGCUUCAGCUUAACAUGGGUGAAGGCAAGACUUCCGUCAUUACACCCAUGGCGGCUGCAGUGUUGGCCAACGGCCAUGAUCUUCUCAGAAUAAUUGUCUUGAAACCUCUCUUAAGGCAGAGUGACGCGCUUCUUUCUCAGCGGCUCGGGGGUCUGAUCAAUCGACGCAUCUACCACAUUCCAUUUUCGCGACAAACUGAACUUUCUUCUCCCAUAGUCAGCCAGCUCCAGUCCUUAUAUGAGCAAUGUUGCCGCCAGAGGGGUAUUCUGAUUGCCCUCCCCGAGCAGAUGCUCUCAUUCAGACUCAUAGGAUUAGAUGCUGUGGAGAGAAACCCCAAUAUCUUCCCGCCACUGAUACGUCUUGAGAAUUGGCUGCAAAGCAAGUGCCGAGAUAUCAUUGACGAAAGUGACGAAGUCCUGGAUGUUAAGUUCCAGUUGGUUUAUACUAUGGGAACGCAGCAAUCUCUCGAUGGGCUCAGUUGUCGCUGGGAGACGACGCAGAAUUUGCUUCGCCUGGUCUCCAUACAGGCAAAGCGUCUUUGUCAGGAUGAUCCAACUUGCAUCGAGGUUGAUCAGCUAGGUUACCGGUUUCCUAUUUUGCGAUUUCUAAAAGUCGAUGCGAUCGAACGACUGAUCGGUUACACGCUCAAGUCGAUCUCCGAAAAUGGAAUCCCCGGGUUACCAUUUACCCAAUGGAAUUCACGGGUUAAGAGCAGCGUGAUGCGAUUCAUUGAACAUUCUGAACUUGCCAAGGACGACGAAUCUUUCAUCCGGGCAGAAUUUGACGGGAGUGUCUUUAUGACCAAUCUUCUCGUCUUACGCGGACUCUUUGCUUAUCGCAUCCUGAGAUUCUCGCUUGCUGAUAAACGUUGGCUAGUGGAAUAUGGCCUCCACCCUUCCCGGUGUUUAAUGGCGGUGCCAUACCGUGCGAAGGGUAUCCCAUCCGAGAAUUCGGAAUUUGGACACCCUGAUGUGGCAGUGACUCUCACCUGUCUGAGUUACUACUACGAGGGACUGAGGAAAGAGCAACUGAGAGACUGCUUCGUGCUCUUGGCGAAAGAAAAUGACCCUUCAACUGAGUUCCAUAACUGGGUCACGCAGUGUGUCGAUGAUUUACCAGCCGGUUUACGGACAUACUCAGGCGUGAACCUCGAGGACGAUAAGACCUUCACCCAGACUCUGUUCCCCAUUCUCCGCUAUCAGAAAGAGAUAGUUGACUUUUACCUAUCUCGGUUCGUUUUUUCUAGAGAAGCAAAGGAAUUUCCUCGGAAGCUCUCGUCAUCCGCGUGGGAUAUUCCUGCACGGCGUGGCCUUCAACUGACGACAGGCUUCAGCGGUACGAACGAUAACCAGUUUCUGCUACCUCUGUCAAUCCGUCAAAGGGAUCUUGGCGAACUUCUUCACACCAAUGCAAUGGUACUAGGCUUCUUGCUACGAGAGGACAACAGGCAAUGUAUCCUGGCGCAGGAUGAAGAGGGCCGCCAGCUAGAUGUUGAUCGGCUCCUGAGGCUUGUAGUCAGCACCGGUGAAGGCUCACCCACGGCCAAGCCUGUACGAGUUUUUAUUGAUGUUGGUGCCCAAAUUCUGGAGGCCGGGAACCAGUCAGUCGCCCAAAAAUGGCUUGCCAUGACCCCCGAGGGAGAUGUUGAGGCGGCAAUCUUCUUCGACCAAAGUGAUGAAACUAUGGUGAUUGACCGGGAGGGGCAUGUUGAGACUCUCUUCUCAUCUUCGUUCCGACAACGAAUGGGGGCUUGCUUGGUAUUCCUUGAUCAACACCACUCGCGCGGUGUCGAUUUGAAGUUACCACUUGCGACGCGUGCCGCAAUCACUCUGGGGCCAAGACUAACGAAAGAUAGGCUUGUUCAGGGUAAGCUGUGA
Molecule: messenger RNA, 2187 nt
Organism: Penicillium psychrosexuale
Lineage: Eukaryota; Fungi; Ascomycota; Eurotiomycetes; Eurotiales; Aspergillaceae
Product: DUF3638 and DUF3645 domain-containing protein
Exons: 1
Coding region: 1-2187 (728 amino acids)
Source: RefSeq, a predicted model, not a curated record